AUGAAGCAAUGGGUUGCAGAAAACAAGGACAAUGGCUUCGAUGGACUCACAUUUAAGGACGCGUCGAUCCCAAAAGUCGGUGAAAACGAGGUGUUGGUGAAAAUGGAAGCUGCAUCGCUCAAUUAUCGUGACCUAAUCAUUCCUAAGGGAGCAUAUCCAUUUCCUCUCAAAUUCCCCGUGGUGGUCGGAUCCGACGGUGCCGGUGAGGUUGCCGAAGUCGGUUCGAAGGUUACCGAAUUUAGAGAGGGCGACAAGGUCGUGACACUUUUCAAUCAGGGUCAUCAGUAUGGACCUAUUGAUGCUCGGGCGUCACAAACCGGCUUGGGCGGUGUCAUUGACGGCACUCUCCGCGAGUAUGGCGUGUUCAAUGAAACAGGACUUGUCAAGUCCGCGAAAAAUCUCAGUCCUCUUGAAAACAGUACUCUUACUUGCGCGGCCCUCACAAGUUGGAAUGCUCUAUAUGGGUUAAGACCUCUCCGGCCCGGUCAGGUCGUGUUGGUCCAAGGAACAGGCGGUGUCAGCAUGUUCGCUCUACAGUUUGCCAAAGGUGCUGGUGCAACCGUUAUUGCAACAACUUCUUCGGCACAGAAGGUCGAGAAGCUCAGAAAGCUUGGCGCUGACCACAUAAUCAACUACAGAGAUGACCCCAACUGGGGUGAGACUGCUCGUACAUUAACGCCCGACCAAGCCGGAGUCGACUAUGUUAUCGAAGUUGGUGGAGCCGGGACCCUCGCCCAGAGCUUCAAGUGUAUCAAGUAUGAGGGUAUCAUUAAUGUGAUUGGCUUUCUUGGUGGUGUCGACCCUAAGGGCCUGCCGAGCAUUCUUGACUCUUUGAGCAAUAUAUGUACUAUCCGGGGUGUGUAUGUCGGUAGCAAGGCCUUGAUGCGGGAUAUGGUUCGUGCUAUUGAGGCGAACAAUAUUCAUCCCAUUAUGGAUCAAAAGGUGUUUAGUCUCGAACAGACUCGGGAAGCUUAUGCGUACAUGUGGGCUCAAAAGCAUUUCGGAAAGGUGACCAUCAAGAUCAACUGA
Messenger RNA from Penicillium concentricum, 1029 nucleotides. Its product is annotated as zinc-dependent alcohol dehydrogenase family protein. The record is from RefSeq and is a predicted model, not a curated record. NCBI's taxonomy places the organism in Eukaryota, Fungi, Ascomycota, Eurotiomycetes, Eurotiales, Aspergillaceae. The coding region runs from base 1 to 1029 and encodes 342 amino acids. Gene Ontology annotation, molecular function: oxidoreductase activity. The transcript is spliced from 4 exons.